This is a messenger RNA of Chara braunii, 1282 nucleotides long. NCBI's taxonomy places the organism in Eukaryota, Viridiplantae, Streptophyta, Charophyceae, Charales, Characeae. The record is from the annotation of a GenBank genome assembly.
AGAGAGAGAGAGAGAGAGAGAGAGAGAGAGAGAGAGAGAGAGAGAGAGAGAGAGAGAGAGAGAUGGAAUAGGAAGGACCAAACUCGUUUAGGGACGUGUAGUUGAGUUUAUGGUGCACGGCAGACUCGUAGUUAUAGAGACAGACAGCCCGGACGGGUGAGAGGAUAGAGAGUGUGUUUUAUCGCCUGACAUUUCUGAUGGCCAAUGCAGAACGGCAAACUUCUAGAAGAGGUAUCGCUUGACAUUUCCGUUGUGCAACGUAGAACUGAAAACUUCCAUAAGGGAUACGAAUCAUACGAUUGAUGAGGCAGAUGAGCCUGCACUCGUUUGUGAAAAGAUGAUGGAUGCCCAAGAUCUCUCUGAAUCAGAAGGCAUUCUGCGGCAUUUCGUGUACUGUUGCUCGGUCAUCAUCGAAUGGGGGAACGCUCUGUGCACAACUGGAAUAUGUGUCGAUCUCUGCAGUACAUUACAUUUUUAAGGACUUCAGUCACAUCACAUCAUUCUUUCUGCGGCGUGGAGUCCUCAGCCAUCAUGAUGAGGAGCAGGCUUGUGGUCAGAGAGAGGAGCCUCAGGACAUAUGUGGAGAAAAGGGUUGUGCGUAUGUUAUCGCACUUUCCCGAUGUCGCCGCUCAUCAGGCAGGGCCUGGCCUGGAAGCGGCAGCAGUAGCCCUUUCUUCCCUCUUCAAUCACAAGAGCAGAGCAGCUGCCUCCUAAGACGCGACAAUAACAUCGCAUCGCAGUUCUGUCAUUGGCUGUCCGGAAGUGGAAGUGGUGCCUCUCUCCCCUCUUUUUCUUGAAGUAUAGCCUGCUUGCAGACUGCACUACCCUUUGUCGAUCUGUUGUUCUCCAGAGGAUUUUCAUUUCGGAUGGGAGAUGAUGGACGGAUAUGUUCAUAAUUUAUUCCAGUCAUACCACCUCCUCCUUUGGUUACCGUCCCUUUGCGUUUGAGCAGUGCAUAAAGGAAUCCGCUUUGCCGUCUUUUGUGCGACUAUUCCCUCCCUCCCUCCCUCACUCCAUUGCUCACACUCCGUCACUUACCCUGUACUACCCGCCUUGUUUUUCUAAUGCGGGAGCGAGCGUGUACCCUCCUUGUUUUUCUGAUGCGGGAGCGACAAGCACAUCAUUUUUUUUUUUUCUGCAAACUGUCGAGGUUUGAAAGAAAUUUGAAAACCAAUCGUAAAGAAUUGACAGUUUGCAUGAAAAAAAAAAAAUGAAAAGGAAGUCGUGACCAAGGUCAGUCUGUUUGAUUCGGUUGUGGCAAAAAUGAACUGGCACAGUUUGA